CGCGUCUCACAAAAUCACGCUUAAAUUUAACGUUAAUUUUUCCUCAGAGUAAAAUUUUAGUUAUUUUUCAAAUUAUACACAAAUGAGUCUGGUGAGAAAAGGUUAAAGCUCAGAGAAAUUUUGUGAGGAACCCCAAAGAUUUCGGGGGAUUGUAUUAGAUAAACAAAAUGGGAAGGGUUUAUGUACAACACCCGCCGCUUUGGCCCAUAAAUAAGCUUUUCGACUUUUGCAAAACAUACCCUCAAGUUCCAACGAACUUGUGCUUUAGAUUUCAUUAUUUUCAGACGAAACCUUUGGUGAACGGUCUCGGCAAACUCGACGUCUUUGGAGGUGCAAUUGGAUGUGACAAAUCAAUGGUCCAGUACCCGACCCAUUAACAUGCCCUCUUAGACCCGACCCGUUAACCACCCUUUAGUCUAUCGAUAACCGUUGAUCCCUCCGCUCUUCAAAAAUAACCCAAAAAUAAUAAGGAAAAAAAAAACAAAGAAUGCUCAAAACCAGAAUUCUCAUGAGAGCCCUCUCCUCCCUUUCCCGCCAAAAUUCAAACUCUCAGUGUCUACUCCCCAACGGUCAACUAGAGGAUGCGCUUGUAAAAAUGUCCACGGUAGGAUUAGAAUUAGAUUUUCGGAGCUACGAUUCUGUCCUCGACGCAUGCAUGAAUGGAAGGGCCUAUAGAGAGGGUCAACGGGUCCACUCUCAUAUGACCAAGACCCGUUACCCCAUGCAAGUUUACCUCAACACAAGGCUUGUGAUCUUCUAUGUCAAGUGUGAUGCUCUUGACGACGCACGCCAACUGUUUGAGGAAAUGCCCGGGAGGAGUAUUGUUUCGUGGACUGCGAUGGUAUCAGGGUAUUCGAAAAAGGGUCUUCAUUCGGAGGCCUUGGGUUUAUUCGUUCGGAUGAUGGUGACAGAUCUCUUACCAAAUCAACACACUUUGGCUUCAAUUCUUACAUCUUGUGCUGGUCUUUAUGGCCUCCAGCAUGGAAUGCAAGUCCACUCCCUGUCCAUCAAGCUCAACUUCGAAUCCCAUAUAUUUGUUGGCAGUUCUCUUCUUGAUAUGUAUGCAAAAGCUGGUGAAAUUCAUGAAGCAAGAAAGAUAUUCGAAGACCUUAGUGAAAGAGACGUUGUCUCUUGUACUGCUAUUAUUUCUGGUUAUGCGCAGUUAGGCCUCGACAAUGAAGCCUUGGAAUUAUUUCGUGAGUUAUAUAAAGAGGGUAUGACAUGUAAUUAUGUCACUUUUACGAGUCUUUUGACUGCACUCUCUGGCUUAGCUGCUGUGGAUUAUGGAAAGCAAGUACACUGUAUCACAAUUCGAUCCAGACUUCCAUUUUAUAUCGUUCUUCAGAACUCUCUUAUUGACAUGUACUCAAAAUGUGGGAAUCUUAUCUAUUCGAGGAGAAUUUUUGAUAAAAUGUGUGAGAGAAGUGUAAUAAGUUGGAAUGCAAUGUUAGCAGGAUAUGCUAAGCAUGGACUAGGGAAUGAAGUUAUCAAACUUUUCAAUUCCAUGAGAGAAGUAUUGAAGCCUGAUUGUUCAACGUAUAUGGCAGUAUUAUCUGGUUGUAGCCAUGGUGGACUUGUUGAUGAAGGUUUAAGAAUUUUUGAUCUCAUGACUAAAGAUGAAGAGGUUCAUCCUGAAAUUGGCCAUUAUGGGUGUGUUGUUGAUUUGUUAGGGAGGGCAGGCAGAAUUAAUGAGGCUUUUGAUUUUAUCAAAGAUAUGCCAUUUGAACCAACAAUAGCUAUUUGGGGUUCACUGCUUGGUGCUUGCAGGGUUCAUGUUAAUGUUUCAGCUGGAGAAUUUGUAGCUCAGAGGCUUUUACAUCUGGAGCCAGAGAAUGCAGGAAAUUAUGUGAUUCUUUCUAAUAUUUAUGCUUCUGCAGGAAAAUGGGAGGAUGUGAUGCGAGUGAGAGCUUUAAUGAAGGAAAAUACUAUUAUCAAAGAGCCUGCUAUAAGUUGCAUCAAAUUAGGUAAAAUAAAUCACACCUUUCACACUAACGAUCGAUCUCACCCUCAAAGGAAAGAGGUUGAAGCCAAGGUUAGGGAAAUAUAUGUGAACAUAAAAGAAGCUGGUUAUGUUCCUGAUUUGAGCUGCAUAUUGCAUGAUGUUGAUGAUGAGCAAAAGGAGAGGAUGCUACUUGGGCACAGUGAGAAAUUGGCAAUAGCAUUUGGGUUGAUGUGGAGUUCUCAUCAUGGGAAUAUUCAGGUUAUUAAGAACCUUAGGAUAUGUGUUGAUUGUCAUAAUUUUGCUAAGUUUGUAUCGGUGGUUUAUGGAAGAGAACUAUCGUUGAGGGAUAGAAGUCGGUUUCAUGUAAUUGUAAAAGGGUCGUGUUCUUGUGGAGAUUACUGGUGAUUUUUUGAAAGCCAUAAUUCUACCAAACUCUGAUGAUUUUAAAUUGUGGAGGAAAGAUAGAGAAAGAGAGCAAUCCUCGACAAGAUCGAGGUGAUGCACAUUGUGAUGGGUCUAUUUCACAGGCAGCAAGGCACUUAGUACCUUCGACCAAAGGACUAUGAGAGUAGGUAAAUUCUUCUACACAUUUUUCAGAUGACUAUAUUUGUUCAAUUCUUUCUAUGUAAAUCUAAUUAAUACAUUGACUAUUGAAUAUACAUGAUUGGCCAAGUUUGAGCAAUUCAUUGUGCAUCUAUUUCCUUCAUGUCAAUGAAUUGGCUCCAAUGGUUAUUAUUUUAAUGCUGCAUCGAUUUUUUUAAGUUUACACGAAAGCCUUUACAUUGUGAGGGAAUUGU
Molecule: messenger RNA, 2739 nt
Organism: Asparagus officinalis (garden asparagus)
Lineage: Eukaryota; Viridiplantae; Streptophyta; Magnoliopsida; Asparagales; Asparagaceae
Product: putative pentatricopeptide repeat-containing protein At3g13770, mitochondrial
Exons: 2
Coding region: 488-2347 (619 amino acids)
Biological process (GO): RNA modification
Molecular function (GO): zinc ion binding; RNA binding; protein binding
Source: RefSeq, a predicted model, not a curated record